This is a messenger RNA of Fragaria vesca subsp. vesca, 1291 nucleotides long. RefSeq lists its product as uncharacterized. The transcript is spliced from 15 exons. The record is from RefSeq and is a predicted model, not a curated record. The coding region runs from base 80 to 1291 and encodes 403 amino acids. NCBI's taxonomy places the organism in Eukaryota, Viridiplantae, Streptophyta, Magnoliopsida, Rosales, Rosaceae.
AAUCUAAGAGAUACAGAAAUCAUACAAAGAAUUAAAGCUCUGUUCUUUGUUUCUGGGUUCCUCUGUAUUUUCAUGGAACAUGAAGUCACCUUUUAAUCAUAUAUCUCUGGGUGCAGGGCCAGGAAAUGGGAGAUCAUACUUCAUUAGGUUUCUCCCUUCAGCUUCUUUGAUAUUCUUAGCUCUUCUGCUGGGUAGCGCAUUCAUAUUAUCAGAAUUCAAUGAGAAAUCAUCAUUUGGGAGAGUCAGAAAUAGUUUGCGUAGUUCCAAAUUAAAAUGCAAGAAUCAUAGAAGGCCAUAUGGAAGUGAAACAUUGCCUAGAGGUAUCGUCGCCAAGACUUCUAAUCUGGAAAUGCGGCCAUUAUGGACAUCGCCUAACAAGCCGCCUUCAAGGUUACACCAGAAAAGUGCAAAUUCCUCGGUCAGCUUGUUAGCAAUGGCUGUUGGGAUAAAGCAGAUGGAUCUAGUCGGUAAAAUGGUCAAAAAGUUUCUGUCUAGUGGUUUUGUUGUGAUGCUUUUCCAUUAUGAUGGUAACCUUGAUGAGUGGAAGCAAUUUCAAUGGAAUGAUCUUGUUAUUCAUGUUUCGGCAGUCGAUCAAACAAAAUGGUGGUUCGCAAAGCGUUUCUUGCAUCCUGAUAUAGUUGCUGAAUAUAGUUACAUUUUUCUAUGGGAUGAGGAUCUUGGAGUUGACAAUUUUAAUCCUCAACGGUAUGUAUCCAUUAUUCGAAAGGAAGGGCUACAUAUAUCACAACCGGCACUUGAUUUUUCCAAGUCAGAGGUGCAUCAUCAAAUUACUGCACGCGUGAAAGGAUCAAUAGUUCACAGAAGGACUUACAAGCCUAAUGCCAAUGGGACUGGUUGCGAUGAACAUAGUACAGCUCCUCCUUGUACUGGGUGGAUAGAAGUGAUGGCUCCAGUUUUCUCUCAAGCUGCCUGGCGUUGCGUAUGGUAUAUGAUCCAGAAUAAUUUGAUCCAUGCUUGGGGACUAGAUAUGCAGCUUGGCUAUUGUGCACAGGGUGAUCGAACGAAGAAUAUUGGUGUCGUAGAUGCGGAGUACCUAAUCCAUUAUGGCCGCCCUACUUUGGGAGGUCCAAACGAUAAUGAGAAAUCACCUCAAGCUAGUGCAAAGGACCACAGAGUUGAUGUGAGGAGGGAAUCCUACAACGAAAUGAAGAUUUUCAAUCGAAAAUGGGAAAAAGCUGCAAAGAACGAUGAGUGUUGGAUUGAUCCAUACCCUGUUAACAGUAGCCAUCACUUAGCAGGUGGAAAUGUAAAUUCUAUAGAUUUUAUAUGA